AUGCGCUUUCAAACUUUCGCAGUUGCCCUCCUGGCGAGCGGCAUCAGCGCCCACCCUGGCCACGACGUCAAGGCUGAGGCUCUUGAGCGCCGUGAGGCACUUUCCAAAGUCGGCAAGCGAUCGCUCAGCCACUGCUUCAAGAGGUGGGAAGAGAGCGGCCUAAACGCCCGUAAUCAUGAGCGCCGUUCUGCUAUUGUCGAGGCAGAGCGCGAGAACCGCCGUAAGAAGCGCAGUCUCAACGAUGUCUUGAACAAGAGCCAUGAUAUGACAUCAAAGGGGUAUACAACUGACACUCCUGCUGAUACUCUUUUCUCUGGCAUCAACUCUUGCAUCUUGACCCCCGAAGUGACUCAAGGCCCUUACUAUGUCUCCGGAGAGGACAUUCGAGUCAAUAUUGUUGAGUCCCAAGCUGGCCUUGAUACUAUCCUCGACUAUCAGGUCAUCGAUGUCGACACUUGCGACCCAGUCCCAGAUGUCUAUCUUGAGAUGUGGCACUGCAACUCCACCGGAGUCUACUCAGGCGUCAACGCUCAAGGAAACGGCAACUCCGCUGACACUUCCAACAUCUAUAACACCUGGCUCCGUGGUAUCCAGGAGACAGACUCGGAUGGAGUCGCCCAAUUUGAGUCCAUCUUCCCAGGCCACUACACUAGCCGUGCCACUCACAUCCACAUCAUGGUCCACACUGGUGCCACCCGCUACGACAACGGCACCCUUGGAAACGACAUCAAGGCCAGCCACGUCGGCCAGGCUUUCUUCGAUCAGUCCCUCAUCACCAAAGUCGAGCUCCUGUCCCCGUAUAGCACUAACCGUCAGCAAUUGACCACCAACGCUGCUGACUCCAUCCUGGCUGAGGAGACGCGAACUGACGGAGUGGACCCGGUCAUGGAGUUUACGCUCCUCGGUGACGAUGUUAGCGACGGACUGUUUGCUUGGAUCGCGUUUGGCAUUGAUACUUCCAGAUCUCAGGAUAUUGAACCUGCUGUGUUCCGAUACAAGGAAGGGCCUGUCACAAACCCCAACUCUGGAGGAGGCGGUGGCGGCGGCGGCGGCGGUCCUCCAUCUUGA
This is a messenger RNA of Clonostachys rhizophaga, 1068 nucleotides long. NCBI's taxonomy places the organism in Eukaryota, Fungi, Ascomycota, Sordariomycetes, Hypocreales, Bionectriaceae. The record is from the annotation of a GenBank genome assembly.